UUCUCAGACCUGUUUGGUGCCCGAAAACUACUUGAGUGAAAGAGAACUUAUCCACUGGAUGGCGAGGACAUCGACAACCAUUGAAGGUCUUUGAGAACGGGUUUGGCUGCGUUUGGCUUCCGAACAGAUGGUGACAAGACCCCCCUCUCCUGAGCUGAUCCCCUUUCUACAGCCAGGAGCCAAUGGCCGGGGACAGAGCCAAACCCUGUGAGCUGGACCAAGAGAAAUACGAUGCCGAUGACAAUGUGAAAAUCAUCUGCCUGGGGGACAGCGCUGUGGGCAAGUCCAAACUUAUGGAGAGAUUUCUCAUGGAUGGAUUUCAGCCCCAGCAGCUGUCCACAUACGCCCUGACGCUGUACAAGCACACGGCCACGGUAGACGGCAAGACCGUCCUUGUGGGCAGUCAGAGCUGUGUUCACAUUGCAGACUUUUGGGACACAGCAGGCCAAGAACGGUUCCAGAGCAUGCACGCCUCCUACUACCACAAGGCCCACGCCUGCAUCAUGGUAUUUGAUGUGCAGAGGAAAAUCACCUACAAGAACCUGAGCACCUGGUAUACAGAGCUUCGGGAGUUCAGGCCAGAGAUUCCAUGCAUUGUGGUGGCCAAUAAAAUCGAUGACAGGCCCAUGUCCUACCUUCUCUCUACAGCAGACAUAAAGAUGACCCAAAAAAGCUUCAAUUUUGCCAGGAAGUUCUCCCUGCCCCUGUACUUUGUCUCAGCUGCUGAUGGUACCAACGUUGUGAAGCUCUUCAGCGAUGCAAUUCGAUUAGCUGUGUCUUACAAACAGAACUCCCGGGACUUCAUGGAUGAGGUUUUGCAGGAGCUUGAGAACGUCAGCUUGGAGCAGAAGAAGGAGGAUGUGCUGGACAGAGAGCAGCGUGGCCGCGUCGAGAGCCCGCCUCCCUCCUGAGCCACGGAAGGAGGCCUCUCCCCACGGCUGGCUCGGUGGGGAGGGGGAGCUCAGAAUACCCCCGCCCUCGGCAGCCCUUCAGCUCUCACCUGAGACGUUCUUCCAGGCCGUCCCCUGCUGUACCUCCUGCAGACCCAGCCAUCCCGUUUGCUCCCCCACUUCCAUGGCCCGUGAGACCUGACCCUUCACAGUUGUUGCCUCCCCUGUAGUCAGGGGCAGGGAAGGGGUCAACACCAGCAAGAGCCAUCAACAGGUGUAAGAGGUCCACACCAGACCCUGAGGCAGAAUUAAGGAUGGACCCUCCAGGUUAUGUGGGACAGUGAAGAAAAUCGGGGAACAUUCUGUGUGUGUCUCUUAAAUAAAAGGAAAUUUAGGUGGGUUUUUUUCCCCUCCCAGAACUGACCUCAGGGCCUAUUCGUUGCAUUUCUACCAAGGGAAUGAUUUCUAAUUCCUGACUAUCCUUUUUCCUCUUUAGUCUCCCAACGAAACCAACCAUUUUAAGAAAACGGUUUUGAGCAGAGAGCUGUUCAUUCCGUAAGUUUUUCCAGAGUUCUUCUAGGUACAGCCAGUACACUGAUGAACAGCGAGGCCAAGACCACAGGCACAAGUUUGUUGUUAACAUCACGUGAAAGCAGGUGACUGGUCUGGCCAUACUUAGUAAUACACAAACAUCGUAGUUGUACACAUCGAGGGUCAAUACAGCCACACCACAAGGCACACCUGUUUGCAUUGUAAGAAAUUGACUUUAGGAAAGCUUCCUUUAAAACCCCUAUUUCAACAAGGGAGGCUUUGCUUCAUUUUUUUUGAGGACUAGUGUGGACAUUGUACCUCCUUGGGUGGCAAGGGCUGCUGAGAACUGUCGUGCUGUCUUUUCCAUUCAUCUCCAGGACUUGUGCUCCACUAGGAUGUUUUUAUGAUCAUCUUGUACAUCAUUUCCAUUUUUUAAAUUUAUUUUUAUUUACAUUGAAUAGAUGUGCAUGCUUUGUGGGUAUGGAUUUCUCUGAGCAAAAAGUCACAAGAGAACGAGCGGAUCGUCAGCCACAUUAAUAAGGGGAGACUGCCGUGAUCUGUCAUGUUAUCUCUUGAUUUAUUGUCACAGAGACCAUUUCAGUGGAAUUUAGUGUUUUUAAAAGAAUGGGUAUUUGGGAGUCAAGAACAAGGAUUUUUAUCCUUUAGAUUACUGAUGCUUACAAUUUCAACUUCACAGAUUUAACCCGACCAGGAAAUUUCAGGAAUGCGUUACCCUGGUGAGAUGUACUCUUAAAAACAACAAUAAAAACAACCCUUUAGUUAUUAUAAAUGAUUAAUAAGUGUUUUUUAAAUAUAAUGGCUUCACUGAGAUAUAAUUCAAAAACCAUAUAAUUCACCAUCAGUAUUGGUUUUACGUAACAACCAUUUUGCAUCAGGUUCCCUAGAAGCAAAGCCUGAGAAGGCAACUCUUGUUCAGAUGACUUAGUGCGGCAGUUUUCUGUCUCUGCUGGGGACCAGCUUCAGUCUCCCCCUUCCUAGGGAAGCUCUGGAGGACAAACUGCCCCACAAGGAUGGUCCCACUUUGAGACCAGGGGGCUUUUUGUGCCAGUUGGCCAAGUGUGUGAGGAGGAGGAGGAGGUGGAAGGGAUGACUCCUCGUGUCCAGGGCAAAGUGGCUCCUGUUUUAGCAAGGGCAGUUCUCUGGGGAAAGGGCAGCUAUGAGUUUCAACACUCAAAGUAGGUAGGGGAUAAGUGCACAGGCAGGGUGCCAGCAAUAUCCAUGGCCACCUACCCAUACACUGCUCAAAUCCACCUGCUUCUUAAAGAUCAUUUCAUCCUGACAUACAGGACCGCCCCUGAGUCUUUUUUAAAUAAUUUAUUGAGGUGAAAUUACGUAACAUAAAAUUGAAGUACACGAUGCAGUGCCAUUUAGUACAGUUACAGUGUUGUGCAACUAUCACCUCUGUCUAGUUCUAAAACAUUUCCAUCACUCUGAAGUAAAGCCCCUUACUCAUUAAGUAGUUUCUCUCCGACACUCCCUCCCCUCAGCCCCUUUUAAAUACUGAUCUACAUUCUUUCUGUUUCUAUGGAUUUAUCUAUUCUGGAUAUUUCAUAUAAAUGAAAUAAAACAAUAUGUGACCUUU
Messenger RNA from Eubalaena glacialis (North Atlantic right whale), 3024 nucleotides. It is a transcript of the gene RABL2B, whose product is annotated as RAB, member of RAS oncogene family like 2B. Bases 183 to 911 code for a protein of 242 amino acids. Gene Ontology annotation, molecular function: GTP binding; GTPase activity. The transcript is spliced from 9 exons. Gene Ontology annotation, cellular component: Golgi apparatus; endosome. NCBI's taxonomy places the organism in Eukaryota, Metazoa, Chordata, Mammalia, Artiodactyla, Balaenidae. The record is from RefSeq and is a predicted model, not a curated record.